Messenger RNA from Annulohypoxylon maeteangense, 1805 nucleotides. Its product is annotated as transferase family protein. The record is from RefSeq and is a predicted model, not a curated record. The transcript has a single exon. Bases 216 to 1805 code for a protein of 529 amino acids. Gene Ontology annotation, molecular function: acyltransferase activity, transferring groups other than amino-acyl groups. NCBI's taxonomy places the organism in Eukaryota, Fungi, Ascomycota, Sordariomycetes, Xylariales, Hypoxylaceae.
CAAAGAAUCAUAUUAUCAUUCGCAUUCACUUUAGGAUCUCUUCCCAUGAUAUGGAAUACAGAUGAACAAGGACCGAACAUUACCCUAGUUAUCCUCCAGUAGCAGUGCAACAUCACCUUGUCUCCACCCAGGUAACAGUGACAUCUGGAAAGGGGCUUAGUGUGAAGGAAGGAGACGUGAAACGAAACCUUUCGUCUUCACUUCAGUUUAACGCCAUGACCCAAUCACCAUGUCGCGUAAAGCGCACAAAGAGGAUCUUCCCAACGAAAGCUCCGCAGCAACCUACGACUACGAAACUAUCCACCCUUGAUGCAUCAGUUGCGCGAUUCGCAGCAUGCAGCGCCAUCUGGCUCUACGAUAGGACCGAGGAUAUCGAUGCGCACGAUCCUACGGUGUCUGAACGCCUAGAGGAUGCGCUGGGGAGGACUUUAGAUGAUUACCCACAUUUCUCGGGGCAGCUCCGAUGGGCUUCUAAGGAUGAUGUGGAGAAUGACAUCAAUCCACGGUACAUCGGUCGACCGAUUAUCACAUACGGCGCGCCUGAAGACCCCGGAGUUGAGUUGGUCGUCGCUGAGGACACCCGGGAGCUUAGCGCCGUGGUGCCGAGUCAGGAGGAGAGGUUGACGACGAAGCAGAUCUGGAACGCAACAGACUUCCCGCAGAACGACUUCCAGCCCAAAACCGAGCUCGCGUUCUCCGAUCUAACACGAUUCAAGGGUCUGCCGGGCGUCGCCAUCCAAUUGACAGCAUUCAAAUGCGGAGGCUACGCCGUGAGCAUCAAGCUGACUCACUGCCUCUCCGAUGCGAUGUGUCUCAUGCAAUUCACCCACGCAUGGGCAGCGCAGUCACGGCCUCUCUUCCAAAAAGCCCAGACCGGCGCCGAAGAGCGGAUAGUACCACUAUUAGAUCCCUCGCGGCUAGACCAGUACGGCAACAUAACAGCAACCCCCGAUCCCGCAAAAGUCAAGAAAGCCAGGGCCUUGCCCAUGCACCGGUACAACUGGUGGACUCAAGACACCCCAGGCUACCCUUCCUGGGCCGAAGUUUCCACAAACGGCACAAAACCACCCGCGGAAGAACUAGCUAAGCUAGAACUAAGUCCAUCCACCUUCCCGCCCUGGCAGACGUGGGACAUGGCAGCCCCAGUAGAACACGUGCAAAUCCGAUUCCCAGCCUCCGCCGUCGCGGCCAUGAAAAAAGCCGCAGAAGCCAGUCUUCCCGAAUCCCUGAAAACACAGCGUAUCUCGCGCCUCGACUCCGUGUUGGCGCAUCUCUGGAUCCUCAUCAACCGCGCGCGCCGGCACGAGAAUACGCCGGAUGACGUGUACAUGAACAUCACGCUCGGAGUGCGCGGGCGGGUCGAUCCGCCUCUCCCCGACACCUUCGCGGGGUCCCCGAUCCUGCUGGGCUACAUCGCGAAGUCGGGCUCCGAGGCGACGGGCACUACGAUCGGGGACGUGGCGGGGUCGAUACGGGCGACGAUGGCGCGGUUUACGCCGGAUGCGGUGGGAGCGUAUAUCCAUGACGCGGCGUACGAGGUCAGUCCGCAGCGGCUGUGGCAGGCUUUUCUGGGGUCGAGACAUGUGCUUGUGACGUCGUGGGUGCGGGCGCGGGCUUAUGAGGUUGAUUUCUGUGCGGUGGGGGGGUUGGCGAGGUAUGUCCAGGGAGUUAUGCCGAGGAUGGAUGGGUUGGUGCAGGUUGUGGAUGUGGGCGGGACGGGGGAUUUGGAUGUUAGUGUUUGUCUGGAGAGGGAGACGAUGCGCAGGUUUUUGGGGGAUGGGAUGUUGGGGGUUUAUGGGAUUUGA